CAGUGCGAGAGGAGGGCCAUCGACGGCACGUUGUGUUGCCCUCAGCCAAGAAAUGCUUGUCCAGUGGCAUUCAGUUCGAUUCUAGCCGUGGCACUGAGCAGAACAGAGACAUGGCACAAGCAAAAGUACUGCCACAAUAUAUAGCCGGCUUGUCCGCAGCCUUUGGAGCCUUCUGUAUGGGCGCCAGUAUGGGCUGGUCAUCGCCUGUAGAACAAAUGUUGACGGAGGAGAACGCUUACGGGUUUCCAAUAUCCAGCGACCAAUUCGGCUGGCUCUCCUCUCUACUAACACUCGGUGCAACCGUCGUUUGCAUACCCGCAGGAUUCAUUAUUGACUGGAUUGGCCGCAGACCGACAAUGUUGGCCCUGAUCCCGCCGUACAUGGUGGGCUGGAUUCUGAUGAUCUUUGCACAGAAUGUGAUGAUGCUCUAUUUUGGACGUUUCAUUCUGGGCGUUUGCGGUGGUGCCUUUUGUGUGACUGCCUCCAUGUACACCACGGAAAUAUCUACCGUGGCCACACGUGGCACGAUGGGAAGUUUUUUCGAGCUCAACACCGUCUCGGGGCUACUAUACGGGUAUAUUGUGGGCGGCUACCUUCCGCUGUUGUACAUCAAUACACUCUGUGCCAUAUUACCUCUAAUCUUUGCCGCGGUGCACUUCUUUAUGCCGGAAUCGCCAGUUUAUUUGGUCAUGAAAGGCCGACCUGAAGAUGCAACCAAGAGUCUUCUCUGGCUGCGUGGCAAGGACUGCGAUGUCAGCUACGAGCUCAGGGAAAUUCUGGAGGAGAGAACCAAGAACGUGGAUGAGCCCAAGGUUAGCACCUUUACUGCGCUGCGACGUCCCAUAACCCUCAAGGGAAUUGGCAUUGCGGUCAUGCUGCAGGUUCUGCAGCAGUGGACAGGUGUUAAUGCCAUCAUGUUUUAUUCCACGUCCAUUUUCGAGGACGUUGGUUCAGGCCUCAGCGGCCGCAUCUGCACCAUUCUGAUCGGAGCUACCCAACUGGUUAUGACUCUUGUGGCAACGUUAAUCGUCGACAAGGUUGGUCGCCGCAUUCUACUGCUCUUUUCUGCCUUCUUCAUGGCAAUUACGACCUGCCUGAUGGGCGUGUAUUUUCAAAUGAAGGACUCCGACCCGGAUUCGGUGGCUUCUAUCGGAUGGCUCCCCAUCACCAGUACUCUCGUUUUCAUUGUGGCCAGCGCCGUUGGCUUUGGGCCCGUGCCCUGGCUAAUUAUGGCCGAGCUCUUUACUGAGGACGUCAAGAGUAUUGCUGGUUCCAUUGCGGGUACCGUAAACUGGUUCUCCGCAUUUUUGGUCACUAAACUCUUUCCGUUAUUAAAUAAUAAUAUUGGAUCGGCGCCAACAUUUUGGAUUUUUUCCGGUAUCGGUGUCUUCGCUUUCGUAUGGACCUUUAUUUGGGUGCCGGAAACAAAGGGUAAAACGCUUCUCGAGAUUCAGCAUCUGCUAGCUGGCGGCCGCAUAUCCAAUAAUCCAAUAAGCCAACAAGCAAUUCCAACCUCCUGGGACAACAGUCAAGUAUCUAGUUAUAGUUUUAACACUGCUAGAAAAGAUCAAGUAUUCUAUAGUCAUUCCGCAAGGGUAAACAAAUGUUGAAUCCACAUAAAACAUUUUUGAUAACGCCGAAA
Molecule: messenger RNA, 1642 nt
Organism: Drosophila montana
Lineage: Eukaryota; Metazoa; Arthropoda; Insecta; Diptera; Drosophilidae
Product: facilitated trehalose transporter Tret1-2 homolog
Exons: 1
Coding region: 111-1610 (499 amino acids)
Biological process (GO): transmembrane transport; carbohydrate transport
Cellular component (GO): membrane
Molecular function (GO): sugar transmembrane transporter activity
Source: RefSeq, a predicted model, not a curated record